AUGACUACGUUGUAUCAGGUCAUCGUUCUGAUCUGCACCCAGGUUAUGGUCAUCGGACUCAAGAGAUCCUCAGAGUUUAGGAAGGGAAAAGAAACUGUUGACAAAGCUACUGGGAAUUGCAAGUCAGCACAAGUCCCACAACGUCGUACUGACAGCCAAUCCCGUGAAAACGGGGAGACUUUUGAAUCCAGAACACAAGACCAUCCUGCUGAAGAUUAUCCAAAAUUUAAUAGAGAACAUCAGACAGCAGACCAUCCAAUGAAAGACCAUAAGACAAACCGACAAAACAGGAUUCAGAUAAAAACUCAUGAAAUGACAGAUACCCAGACAAAAGACAGCUCUCUGACCCUCCAAAACCGACGUGUGAUCAAAACUGUAUCGGCCCUUGCGAUCAUUUUUCUGGUGUGUAACGCUACGAGAAUGGCAGGCGUCUACACCUAUAUCCUGUCUAAUCCCGAUCUGAAUGUUUUCAAACGUUGCAACAAUGUGAUGGAUCUGGUGAAAAUAUUUAUUUUCUUGUUCCAGGUCAUCAACUCUUCUGCCAACACCUUGGUUUACUACCAUUUCAAUCCCGGCUUCAGAAAAAUAUUCCGAUCAGUAUUUUGUAGGUGUGGAAAAAGUGGCUGA
Aplysia californica (California sea hare) is the source of this 627-nucleotide messenger RNA. RefSeq lists its product as uncharacterized. NCBI's taxonomy places the organism in Eukaryota, Metazoa, Mollusca, Gastropoda, Aplysiida, Aplysiidae. The record is from RefSeq and is a predicted model, not a curated record. The transcript has a single exon. The coding region runs from base 1 to 627 and encodes 208 amino acids.